AUGGGGCGCAAGUUCUUCGUUGGAGGAAACUUCAAAAUGAAUGGGACGAUCAAGACCAUCAAGGAUAUCGCCCACAACCUCUCGACGGCCAAGCUCGACCCAAAUACCGAAGUAGUCGUCGCGCCUCCGAGCUUGUACCUCCUCCUUGCGCGAGAGCACUUUGCUCCCAGCAUCGAAGUCGCCGCCCAGAAUGUGUUCGACAAGCCCAGUGGAGCUUUCACUGGCGAGAUCUCCCCGCAGCAGCUGAAAGACUGCAACAUAAACUGGGUUGUCCUAGGUCACUCUGAGCGUCGAACGAUUCUCCGCGAGGAUGACGACUUCGUGGCGUGCAAGACCAAGGCAGCGUUGGAUGCUGGCGUGAGUGUCAUUCUGUGCUGUGGCGAGUCUCUCGAGGAACGUGAGAAGGGCGUCACCGUCGACGUCGUUACGCGACAACUGGCAGCGGUCAACAAAUCCAUUGGCAAGGACGGCUGGAAGAAUGUCGUGAUUGCAUACGAACCGAUCUGGGCGAUUGGAACAGGCAAGGUUGCUACAACCGAGCAAGCGCAGGAAGUCCAUGCAGCCAUCAGAAAGUGGCUUGCCGAUUCUGUCUCGCCUGAGGUGGCGGAGGAGACGAGAAUCAUCUAUGGCGGUAGCGUGACCGAAAAGAACUGCGCAGAGCUGGCCAAGCAGCCCGACGUUGACGGUUUCUUGGUGGGCGGAGCCAGUCUGAAGCCUGCUUGUAAGUGCUAUCUCAUUCUAUUGAUCAAGCACGAUUCAGGAGGCUAA
Molecule: messenger RNA, 768 nt
Organism: Capronia coronata CBS 617.96
Lineage: Eukaryota; Fungi; Ascomycota; Eurotiomycetes; Chaetothyriales; Herpotrichiellaceae
Product: triosephosphate isomerase
Exons: 4
Coding region: 1-768 (255 amino acids)
Biological process (GO): glycerol catabolic process; glycolytic process; glyceraldehyde-3-phosphate biosynthetic process
Cellular component (GO): cytosol
Molecular function (GO): triose-phosphate isomerase activity
Source: RefSeq, a predicted model, not a curated record